Molecule: messenger RNA, 5530 nt
Organism: Myxocyprinus asiaticus (Chinese sucker)
Lineage: Eukaryota; Metazoa; Chordata; Actinopteri; Cypriniformes; Catostomidae
Exons: 4
Coding region: 171-1019 (282 amino acids)
Cellular component (GO): mitochondrion
Source: RefSeq, a predicted model, not a curated record
GCGCGCAGCAGAGGUCCAUGUGGAUGUGAAUGGAGAACGUGUAUGACACGAUUGGCAUGGAGCGUUGAGAGGACUCUCCUUAAAACCCACCUUCAAGAGGUAUUGUGAGAAUUUUAAAGGCAGUGUUUUGAACCUCUGGCUUGUCCAGGUUCUGUAGGUGGGGGGAGGUGAUGCAGAGGCUGUGGGCUCCAGUCACCCUGCGGCAGGUUGUCCUGCUGCGCUCAGCAUACCUGGGUCACACCUGGAAUGCAUGUGAGCUUCCUGUGUCCAUCCAGAACUUGCGCUGCUUCAGAUGUACUUCUAUCAUCAGGACAAAGGAGAGCCACAAAACAUCCGCUGAGGAAGAUACUCCAUUAAACCCUCCACAGAGUCUUGCAGGGACUGAGGGUCUUUAUAAGGCUGGUACGGGGUCUGGAUCAGAGGCUGUCCCACAGAAUAAGGGUGAUAGUGAUCCUCUGCAGGAUAAAUCUAUCGGGCUCUUCCAGAGAUUUAAAAAGACGUUUAAACAAUAUGGAAAAGUUAUGGUGCCUGUACAUAUUGUUACAUCUACAGUAUGGUUUGGGAGCUUCUAUUAUGCUGCAAUGAAAGGGGUGAAUGUAAUCCCGUUUCUGGAGUUCAUUGGUUUACCGGACUGGAUGGUGGGAAUUUUGCGAGAUUCCCAGGGUGGCUAUGCACUCACAGCCUAUGCAAUGUAUAAGCUCGCUACACCUGCCCGAUACACUGUUACAAUGGGUGGCACGUCCCUGUCUGUACAGUGCUUCCACAAACAUGGAUACCUCUCCACCCCUCCACCUGUUAAAGAGUACCUGCAAGACAAAAUGGAAGAGACCAGGGAACGACUGACUGAAAAGAUGGAGGAAACAAAAGAGAGGUUUUCUGAGAAAAUGGAAGAAACCAAAGAACUGCUCUCUGGACGAAUGGAGGAAACAAAAGAGCGCCUCUCUGAGACUAAAGACAAAUUUUCCGAGAAACUGCAAGAGACUAAAGACAAAAUGUCUUUACGGAAGAAAACGGAGUAGACUUAUGGCUGCAUGGUUUGCUGUGAAUGAACAAAUCACACUGUCUACUAUUAGAGGAGAAUCCUAACUAAACUAAACUCAUGAGCAUAGAGGAAUUUUUUACAUUAAGAAUUUAAGAUAAAGUUUGCCAAGUGAUAAUUAAAUAUCAAUUUACAGAAUAUUUAAUUAUUUUAAUUUGUUUUGUUUGCACCAGGUACAGUAUGCAUCUGUUUGUAUUUGAAUUCUUGUGCAUAAUGCCUGCGUAGUCAUCCGGACUGAUCCUAUUUUAAUGAUGAAUUGCACUAGGUGUCUAAAUAUCUGGAUUGUUUAAAAGGUCAGUGGGAAAUGGAAUGAUAAAGAAAUUCUGAUGUUUAGAAGUAACACAGAAUCUAUUUGCUUGUAUCAAAAAUAACAUGAUUCUGCCACAAUAUGUACAAGUGUUCAUUAAAAGUGUAAUUAAUUGUUCAUCUUACAAACGCACAUCAAAUCUUUGUAUUUAUUAACAACCAAAAGGUUCUCAAUAUACAACACAACAGGAAUUGGUAGUUUUUAGUUUAUUAGUUUUAGCUGCAGUUGGACAACAGCAGAAGUACAAGCAUAAAAGUUUGACUAUAACGGUGAUUAGAGCAAAAUGUUUUGAUUACUUUUGUUCUGAAAAAAAGCAUUGCAUGUGAGGCCUUAUGCUUGAAACCUAUUAAUCACACCACAAUGGUUUAAAUAUAUGCAUGUGUAUAUAUAUAUAUAUAUAUAUAUAUAUAUACACACACACACACACACACACACACACACACACAUAACAGUUUUAAAGUGUGAAUAUUAGAAUUAGUGUGCUUGGUGUAUAUAAAAUGUCCACACAUGUGAACAUACAGAGUAACAUCAGUCAGGGAAAUUUUUAUUCAAAAAAUGUAAAAGGUCUGUGAUAUUGUGUUGCUCUAAUUCAAAAGCAGUUUUCACAGACACCUGAUAAGCAUCAGGGUAACAAUUAUGGACCUUUUCAGUUAUUGUUAUAGCCUGCGCUUGUGCAGGAGAAAAAAAAAAGAAGCUUUUUGUCACUUUGCCAAGCAUCUCGGUACAUUGCUCAAAACUUCACAACUGUUAGUCAGGUGCUUGCAAAAUGCCAUUGCUAUGUACAUUAUCUUAAGGUAUAUAACUAUAAACAUGCAAAUACAAGCUGCUGUACAGUGGAGCACCAGCACAUAAAUAUUUACAAUUAAAUUUUUUUGCUCCUAUACACCACAUACACAGAAUGUCUGACAUAUAAAACAAAAAUAAUUAUGUUAAAACUACUCAUCACUCAUUUGGUUCAUUAUUAAACUUUGCAAAGACAGGAAGCACAACACAGGGUGGCAUGAAAAAACAUGUACAUAAUUGGCACUCUAGUGAAUAAACACUCUGGUGAAAUCCAAAAUGUUUUAAUUCAGCAAGACUGUCAUUACAACCCCUCAGUGUUUCCGUCUGUGAGUGGGAAUCUGGCACUAACUGAUUAGUUUCCAUUGACUGGAUUCCAGUGUAUAACUUGAAGGUUAUGGUGAUUUAUUUAUUUUGCUUAAGGGGGUAUUCAAAUGAUUAAAUCCCUUUUGUGUUUGUGCCUCUUGUGGUUGGGGCAGUGUUUAAAGCAACAUUCUUACUGUGUUACAUAAAAAUAUAAGUAAUGCUCAGUAGUUUAUUUUUUUCCUAAUUAAGCAUCUUUCUGAUAGCUUUUCUUAUACACACACACAAAAAAAGCACAUUUAAAAUGUAAGCAUUUACAAAUCCGUUGCCACUGCACAGUGUUAAAAUCUUUAUAUCAACUAUAAAUUAUGUUACAUUAUUGACAAUGUCUUUUUUUCUGUGGUUUCUACCCAUUGGGUAGGAUAUGUGCAUACAGACUAACGUUAUUUACAGCACCUUACAAAUAAAAGAGGAUAAAAAACAGAUUACACAGAAAAAAGCACCAUUGGAAGUGAGGCACAGCUAAGGUGGGAACUUUUAGAGUGCAAGUGGGUUCCUACAACACAAUCAAUAGGCACCAAUUCAGCUCACAAGUAACAUGCAAACUCCUUGGACAGAAGAAAACAGACAAAAGAAAGCUCUUCAUUUGAGACAAAUGAAAAACAGACAAAUCGAAGAGAACAUAGGGGAGUGUUUACCAGGAUGGGUGAUGGAAAGAAAGGCAAAAGAAAAAGUGCAGCAGAUGAAAAGCAGCAUUCCAGCAGCAACAUCAAAAGCAGGAGCAGAAAACCUACUAAUGCAACUUUGAGCUCUGCAAGAUGAAGACAGGCAGUAAAAGAGAACAGACCAACAGGUGAUAGAAAAAUGGUUCUUAAAUUGGAGGCAGUUCCAAAUGCAAUGACAUGCAUUGUGCUCUCGUUUUGCGCUUUGUGUCCUUGCUUAAUCUUUGCAAUUAGUCUAAAUGAACAAAUUAUCAUGAAACUCUUCAAAGUUGUGAGCUUUUAUAGCCUGUGCUUAAAAGACAAGGGCAUCUAAAUGAAUCUAGAAUUUCAUUUAUAGCUGAGCAGAUAGAAUUCUAGAAUCUAGCCUAGCCAAACUGCUUAGAUUAUAGAAUUGCCACUCUAACCAAGCAGCAGGGAUUCUAGAAUUGGAACUCUAGCCAAGCAGCUGGAAUUAUAGAAUUCCAAAUCUAGCCUAGCUGCAAGGAUUCUAGAACUCUAUUCUAGCGGUGUGGAUUGUAGAAUUAUAACUUUAGCCAAGCAGCUGGGAUUCUAGAAUUGUAACUAACUGAUUCUAGAAUUCUAAAUUAUCAAGCAGAUGGGAUUCUAGAAUUUUGUAAUCUAAUUUUGUAAUUAUAUAUAUAUAUAUAUAUAUAUAUAUAUAUAUAUAUAUAUAUAUAUAGAGAGAGAGAGAGAGAGAGAGAGAGAGAGAGAGAGAGAGAGAGAUAGAGAUAUAGAUAUAGAUAGAUAGAUAGAGGUCAGAAGUUCAUAUACAAAUAGGUUAUACACUAUUUUUUAACCACUCCACAGAUUUAAUAUUAGCAAACUAUAGUUUUGGCAAGUUGUUUAGGACAUCUACUUUGUGCAUGGUUAGGGUUAGACACAAGUAAUUUUUUCAACAAUUGUUUACAGACAGAUUGUUUCACUUUUAAUCGACUAUAUCAGAAUUCCAGUGGGUCAGAAGUUUAAAUACACUAAGUUAGCUGUACCUUCAAGCAGCUUGGAAAAUUCCAGAAAAUUAUGUUAAGUCUUUAGGCAAUUAGCUUCUGAUAGAAGGUGUACUGAAUUGGAGGCGUACCUGUGGAUGUACUUUAAGGCCUACAUUCAAACUCAGUGCCUCUUUGCUUGACAUCAUGGGAAAAUCAAAAGAAAUCAGCCAAGACCUCUGAAAAAAAUUGUGGACCUCCACAAGUCUGGUUCAUCCUUGGGAGCAAUUUCCAAACACUGAAGGUACCACGUUUAUCUGUACAAACAAUAGUACGCAAGUAUAAACACCAUGGGACCAUGCAGCCAUCAUACCACUCAGGAAGCAAAUGCAUUCUGUCCCUAGAGAUGACCGUAGCUUGGUGAGAAAAGUGCAAAUCAAUCCCAGAACAAUAGCAAAGGACCUUGUGAAGAUGCUGGAGGAAACAGACAAGUAUCUAUAUCCACAGUAAAACGAGUCCUAUAUCGACACAACCUUAAAGGCUGCUCAGCAAGGAAGAAGUCACUGCUCCAAAACAGCCAGAAAAAAGCCAAACUACAUUUUGCAAGUGCACAUCUUACUUUCUGGAGAAAUGUCCUCUGGUCUGAUGAAACAAAAAUUGAACUGUUUGGCCAUAAUGACCAUCGUUAUGUUAGGAGGAAAAAGGGUGAGGUUUGCAAGCCGAAGAACACCAUCCAAACAUGAAGCAUGGGGGUGGCUGCAUCAUGUUGUGGGGGUGCUUUGCUGUAAGGAGGGACUGAAACACUUCACAUAAUAGAUGGCAUCAUGAGGAAGGAAAAUUAUGUGGAUAUAUUGAAACAACAUCUUAAGACAUCAGCCAGGAAGUUAAAGCUUGGUCGCAAAUGGUUCUUCCAAAUGGACAAUGACCACAAGUAUACCUCCAAAGUUGUGGCAAAAUAGCUUAAGGACAACAAAGUCAAGUUAUUGGAGUGGCCAUCACAAAGCCCUGACCUCAAUAAAAAUGUGUGGGCUGAACUCAAAAAGUGUGUGCGAGCAAGGAGGCCUACAAACCUGACUCAGUUACACCAGUUCUGUCUGGAGGAAAAAAAAUUCCAGCAACUUAUUGUGAGAAGCUUGUGGAAGGCUACCCAAAAUGUUUGACCCAAGUUAAACAAUUUAAAGGCAAUGCUACCAAAUACUAACAAAGUGCAUGUAAACUUCUGACCCACUGGGAAUGUGAUGAAAGAAAUAAAAGCUGAAAUAAUUCAUUCUCUCACAUUUAUUUCACAUUCUUAAAAUACUAACUGACCUAAGACAGGGAAUGUUUUCUAUGAUUAAAUGUCAGGAAUUGUGAAAAACUGAAUUUAAAUGUAUUUUAAGGUGUAUGUAAACUUCUGACUUCAACUGUAUAUAUAUAUAUAUAUAUAUAUAUAUAUAUAUAUAUAUAUAUAUAUAUA